Molecule: messenger RNA, 1234 nt
Organism: Cryptomeria japonica (Japanese cedar)
Lineage: Eukaryota; Viridiplantae; Streptophyta; Pinopsida; Cupressales; Cupressaceae
Product: thaumatin-like protein
Exons: 2
Coding region: 443-1138 (231 amino acids)
Biological process (GO): defense response
Cellular component (GO): extracellular region
Source: RefSeq, a predicted model, not a curated record
CAUGUUUAAAAAGAUUUCAAAGGGAUAAAACUGAUCUCCAGAUUAUUAAUGGUGGAGAACCUACAUGGAAUGGAGCAAAAUUCUAAGAAUUAGGCACCCCAAUGAUGAUUAAUGCGAUUAUAUUUCAUCCCCACUGAGCAUGAAUUCAAAGCACCUUAGAACCAAAAACUAGUUUUGUAAUCCUCUUCUUCGGCGCCUACCUCACUAAUGUUAUAAACACAAAGUCUCUUAUUUCUCAGAAGUCAGAUUAAGGUUUGUCAAUUUCUUGGAAAUUUAGAAAGUCGGAUACCCAGACACAAAUUUCACGGCGGUAGAAUCGGAUUAUUGGGUCGUACUUCUCUCCCUUAGGUUUACAUAACGGUGGGGUAGAACACCUAUAUAUUCCCAAGGGAUCAUACUUUCUUUACAUCGUAGUUCAAACACUUCAUCUAGAUUGAAAAAAAUGGAGAGCCCAUUGAGAUUUGGUCUAUGGCUGUGUCUCUGCGUCUCCCUUAGCAUGGUAUCUCUCUGCGCUGCAGAUUUAUCCCACAAGAGCAUAAAGCUGCAGAACAACUGCUCGUUCCCGGUGUGGCCAGGGAUAUCAUCAUGGAACACACAUGAAUACGACAUACCCGCCGGAUUCCGGCCACUGUUAAAAUCCGGCGAGUCAUAUUCCAUUGUUUUUGCUAUGUCAUGGCAGGGAAGCAUUUGGGGAAGGUACGGAUGUUCAUUCAAUCGAUCAGAGUUGGGGUUUUGCCGGUCCGGCGACUGCGGAGGAAAUCUACGGUGUGAGAAAGCUUCAGCACAACAAAAGAUCUCAACACCAAUUACACAGGCCGUGUUUAUGAAUGGGUCUUGUUCUGUUGAUUUGCAGUCGGGUUAUAAUCUUCCGAUCUCUGUUAGUCCGGUUUUAAAGCAGUGUGGAUCGCAGGCAUGCGGUGCAUAUGUUGGUGCCAUUUGUCCCAAAAAUUUGCAGAUGAUGUGGAAAAAUGAGGUGAUCGGGUGUAAAGGCGAGUGCAAUGCAUAUAUGAGGACUUGCAGUCCUCCUGCUUUUGAAUCCGCUUUCAAGAAAACUUGCCCUAAUGUUUUUCCUUUCCAAGAGCAAGUCUGGUGCUUCUCUAGCACUAAUUACACCCUGACAUUCUGUCCCCCACAGUGACCCCAAUUUCAUGCUUCUGGUUUUUUUCUGUAAUUGCACGACUCUGGUUUCUGUUAAUUUUUUUCGAUUGAAUAAAACGGAUGAGUUAGAUCGUUA